AUGGCUGACAGCAGCUUACCACCCUCAUCUGCAGCAGGCCCGGACCCUGAGCCGGGAAUCACAGAGCAGCCGGGACCCCGGAGUCCCCCUCCAUCCCCUCCAGGCCUGGAGGAGCCAUUGGAUGGAACCAACCCCGAUGUCCCACAUCCAGACCUGGCACCUGUUGCCUUCUUCUGCCUGCGCCAGACCACGAGCCCACGGAACUGGUGCAUCAAGAUGGUAUGUAACCCGUGGUUCGAGUGUGUGAGCAUGUUGGUCAUCCUGCUGAACUGUGUGACCCUGGGCAUGUACCAGCCAUGCGACGAUAUGGAGUGCCUGUCAGACCGUUGCAAGAUCCUGCAGGUCUUUGACGACUUCAUCUUCAUCUUCUUCGCCAUGGAGAUGGUGCUUAAGAUGGUGGCCCUGGGCAUUUUUGGCAAGAAGUGCUAUCUCGGGGACACAUGGAACCGCCUGGAUUUCUUCAUUGUCAUGGCAGGGAUGGUCGAGUACUCUCUGGACCUACAGAACAUCAACCUGUCAGCCAUCCGUACUGUGCGAGUCCUGAGGCCUCUCAAAGCCAUCAACCGUGUUCCCAGCAUGCGGAUCCUGGUGAACCUGCUGCUCGACACGCUGCCCAUGCUGGGAAAUGUGCUCCUGCUCUGUUUCUUCGUCUUCUUCAUCUUCGGCAUCAUCGGCGUGCAGCUCUGGGCAGGCCUGCUGCGGAACCGCUGCUUCCUGGAGGAGAACUUCACCAUACAAGGGGAUGUGGCCCUGCCCCCUUAUUACCAACCAGAGGAGGAUGACGAGAUGCCCUUUAUCUGCUCCCUGUCGGGGGACAAUGGCAUCAUGGGCUGCCACGAGAUACCCCCACUCAAGGAGCAGGGCCGAGAAUGCUGUCUGUCCAAAGAUGAUGUGUACGACUUCGGGGCCGGACACCAAGACCUCAAUGCCAGCGGCCUCUGCGUCAACUGGAACCGCUACUACAACGUCUGCCGCACGGGCAACGCCAACCCUCACAAGGGCGCCAUCAACUUUGACAACAUUGGCUACGCCUGGAUUGUGAUCUUCCAGGUGAUCACUCUGGAAGGCUGGGUGGAGAUCAUGUACUAUGUGAUGGACGCACAUUCUUUCUACAACUUCAUCUACUUCAUCCUGCUCAUCAUAGUGGGCUCUUUCUUCAUGAUCAACCUGUGCCUCGUUGUCAUAGCAACCCAGUUCUCGGAGACCAAGCAACGAGAGCACCGGCUGAUGCUGGAGCAACGCCAGCGCUACCUGUCCUCCAGCACGGUGGCCAGUUAUGCCGAGCCCGGUGACUGCUAUGAGGAAAUCUUCCAAUAUGUCUGUCACAUCCUUCGCAAGGCCAAGCGCCGUGCCCUGGGCCUCUACCAGGCCCUGCAGAAGCGGCGCCAGGCCACAGGCCCGGGGACACCAGCCCCUGCCAAGCCCGGGCCCCAUGCCAAGGAGCCCAGCCACGGCAAGCUGUGCCCACGACACAGUCCCCUGGAUCCCACUCCCCACACACUGGUGCAGCCCAUCUCCGCUAUUCUGGCCUCUGACCCCAGCAGCUGCCCUCACUGCCAGCAUGAGGCAGGCAGGCGGCCCUCCGGCCUGGGCAGCGCUGAUUCAGGCCAGGAAGGCUCGGGUUCUGUCGGCUCCACAGAGGCCAAAGCCAAUGAGGAUGGACCCCAGAGCAGUGAGGAUGGGGUCUCCUCGGGCUUGGGGAAAGAGGAGGAACAGGAGGAUGGGGCAGCUCGACUGUGUGGGGAUGUGUGGCGAGAGACACGAGCCAAGCUUCGGGGCAUUGUGGACAGCAAGUACUUCAACAGAGGCAUCAUGAUGGCUAUUCUAGUCAACACAGUCAGCAUGGGCAUCGAGCACCAUGAACAGCCUGAGGAGCUGACCAAUGUCCUAGAGAUCUGCAACGUGGUCUUCACCAGCAUGUUUGCCCUGGAGAUGAUCCUGAAGCUGGCUGCCUUCGGGCUCUUCGACUACCUGCGAAACCCUUACAACAUCUUCGACAGCAUCAUUGUCAUCAUCAGCAUCUGGGAAAUCGUGGGGCAGGCUGAUGGCGGCCUGUCCGUGCUGCGCACCUUCCGGCUGCUGCGGGUGCUGAAGCUGGUGCGCUUCAUGCCGGCGCUGCGGCGCCAGCUCGUGGUGCUCAUGAAGACCAUGGACAACGUGGCCACCUUCUGCAUGCUGCUCAUGCUCUUCAUCUUCAUCUUCAGCAUCCUUGGGAUGCAUAUCUUUGGCUGCAAAUUCAGCCUCCGCACGGACACUGGAGACACAGUCCCUGACAGGAAGAACUUUGAUUCCUUACUGUGGGCCAUCGUUACAGUGUUCCAGAUCCUCACUCAGGAGGACUGGAACGUUGUUCUGUACAAUGGCAUGGCCUCCACCACCCCCUGGGCCUCCCUCUAUUUUGUUGCCCUCAUGACCUUUGGCAACUAUGUUCUCUUCAAUCUCCUGGUGGCUAUUCUGGUAGAGGGCUUCCAGGCUGAGGGUGAUGCUAAUCGCUCCUACUCUGAUGAGGACCAGAGCUCAUCCAACUUGGAGGAGUUUGACAAGCUCCCAGAGGGCCUGGACAACAGCAGAGAUCUCAAGCUCUGCCCAAUACCCAUGACACCCAAUGGACACCUGGACCCUAGCCUCCCUCUGGGUGGGCAUCUGGGUCCUACUGGGGCCAUGGGUACUGCCCCCCGCCUCUCACUGCAGCCAGACCCGGUACUGGUGGCCCUAGACUCCCGGAAAAGCAGUGUCAUGUCACUGGGCAGGAUGAGCUAUGAUCAGCGGUCCUUGUCCAGCUCCCGGAGCUCCUACUAUGGGCCCUGGGGCCGCAGCGGGACCUGGGCCAGCCGCCGCUCCAGCUGGAACAGCCUGAAACACAAGCCACCCUCAGCUGAGCAUGAGUCCCUGCUCUCCGGGGAACGUGGUGGUAGCUGUGUCAGGGCCUGUGAAGGCGCCCGGGAGGAGGCGCCACCUCGCGGCGCACCCCUGCAUGCCCCACACACCCACCACACGCACCAUGGACCCCACCUGGCGCACCGUCACCGCCACCACCGCAGGACUCUGUCCCUCGAUACCAGGGACUCUGUUGACCUGGUAGAGUUGGUGCCCGUGGUGGGUGCCCACUCGCGGGGAGCUUGGAGGGCGGCAGUCCAGGCCCCUGGUCAUGAGGACUGCAAUGGCAGAAUGCCCAACAUAGCCAAGGAUGUCUUCACCAAGAUGGACGACCGCCGUGACCGUGGGGAGGAUGAGGAGGAGAUCGACUACACCCUGUGUUUCCGCGUCCGCAAGAUGAUUGAUGUGUACAAGCCGGACUGGUGCGAAGUCCGCGAGGACUGGUCGGUCUACCUCUUCUCCCCCGAGAACAAGUUCCGGAUCCUGUGUCAGACCAUCAUUGCUCACAAGCUUUUUGACUACGUGGUCUUGGCCUUCAUCUUCCUCAACUGUAUCACCAUCGCUCUGGAGAGGCCCCAGAUUGAAGCUGGUAGCACUGAGCGCAUCUUCCUCACGGUGUCUAACUACAUCUUCACAGCCAUCUUCGUGGGCGAGAUGACACUGAAGGUGGUUUCUCUGGGCCUGUACUUCGGUGAGCAGGCGUACUUGCGUAGCAGCUGGAACGUACUGGAUGGUUUCCUGGUCUUUGUGUCCAUCAUCGAUAUCGUAGUAUCCGUGGCCUCUGCGGGGGGAGCCAAGAUUCUGGGAGUCCUCCGGGUCCUGCGGCUCCUGCGUACCUUACGUCCUUUGAGGGUCAUCAGCCGGGCCCCUGGGCUGAAGCUGGUGGUAGAGACGCUCAUCUCCUCCCUCAAGCCCAUCGGGAACAUCGUCCUCAUCUGCUGCGCCUUCUUCAUCAUCUUUGGCAUCCUGGGGGUGCAGCUUUUCAAAGGCAAGUUCUAUCACUGUUUGGGAGUGGACACCCGAAACAUCACCAACAGAUCUGACUGCGUGGCCGCCAACUACCGCUGGGUGCAUCACAAAUACAACUUUGAUAACCUGGGUCAGGCUUUGAUGUCCCUCUUUGUCUUGGCCUCCAAGGAUGGCUGGGUAAACAUCAUGUACAAUGGAUUGGAUGCUGUGGCCGUGGACCAGCAGCCGGUGACGAACCACAACCCCUGGAUGCUGCUCUACUUCAUCUCUUUCCUGCUCAUCGUCAGCUUCUUUGUGCUCAACAUGUUUGUGGGUGUGGUCGUGGAGAACUUUCACAAGUGCCGGCAGCACCAAGAGGCUGAGGAGGCGCGGAGGCGUGAGGAGAAACGGCUACGGCGCCUGGAAAAGAAGCGCCGUAAGGCUCAGAGGCUGCCCUACUAUGCCACCUACUGUCCCACAAGGCUGCUUAUCCACUCCAUGUGCACCAGCCACUACCUGGACAUCUUCAUCACCUUCAUCAUCUGCCUCAAUGUGGUCACCAUGUCCCUGGAGCACUACAACCAGCCUCCAUCCCUAGAGACAGCCCUCAAGUACUGCAACUACAUGUUCACCACUGUCUUUGUGCUGGAGGCUGUGCUGAAGCUGGUAGCAUUUGGCCUGAGGCGUUUCUUCAAGGACCGAUGGAACCAGCUGGAUCUGGCCAUUGUGCUGCUGUCUGUCAUGGGCAUUACACUGGAGGAGAUCGAGAUCAAUGCCGCCCUGCCCAUCAAUCCUACCAUCAUCCGUAUUAUGCGUGUCCUACGUAUCGCCCGGGUGUUGAAACUGUUGAAGAUGGCCACAGGAAUGCGAGCCCUGCUGGACACGGUGGUACAGGCUCUGCCUCAGGUGGGCAACCUGGGCCUCCUCUUCAUGCUGCUCUUCUUCAUCUACGCUGCUCUGGGAGUGGAGCUCUUCGGAAAGCUGGUCUGCAACGACGAGAACCCAUGUGAGGGUAUGAGCCGGCACGCUACCUUCGAGAACUUCGGCAUGGCCUUCCUCACACUCUUCCAGGUCUCCACAGGCGAUAACUGGAAUGGAAUUAUGAAGGACACUCUGCGCGACUGCACCCAUGACGAGCGCAGCUGCCUGAGCAGCCUGCAGUUUGUGUCGCCUCUGUACUUUGUGAGCUUUGUGCUCACUGCCCAGUUCGUGCUCAUCAACGUGGUGGUGGCUGUGCUGAUGAAACAUCUGGAUGACAGCAACAAGGAGGCCCAGGAGGAUGCAGAGAUGGAUGCUGAGAUCGAGCUGGAGAUGGCCCAUGGCCUAGGCCCCGGCCCCUGCCCCUGUCCCUGCCCCUGCCCCUGUCCUGGCCCGAGGAUGCCCACUAGUUCACCGGGGGCUCCGGGCCGAGGAUCAGGAGGGGCAGGUGUUGGAGGCGACACUGAGAGCCACCUGUGCCAGCACUGCUAUUCUCCAGCCCAGGAGACCCUGUGGCUGGACAGCGUCUCUUUAAUCAUCAAGGACUCCUUGGAGGGGGAGCUGACCAUCAUUGACAACCUGUCUGGCUCCAUCUUUCAUCACUACUCCUCACCUGCUGGCUGUGGCAAGUGUCACCAUGACAAGCAAGAGGUGCAGCUGGCUGAGACAGAGGCCUUCUCCCUGAACUCAGACAGGUCCUCGUCCAUCCUGCUGGGGGAUGACCUGAGUCUUGAGGACCCCACGGCCUGCCCGCAGGGCCGCAAGGAGAGCAAAGGUGAGCUGGAGCCUCCGGAACCUGUGCAGGCUGGAGACCCGGAUGAAUGCUUUUACCCCUUUGCCAGUGAGCCAGUGUCUGCAGGCCCAGAGAGCCUGCUGUGUGAGAUGGGGGCCAUUCCGUUCAACCCUGUCCAGUCCUGGCUCAAACACGAGAGCAGCCAAGCACCUCCGAGCCCUUUCUCCCCGGAUGGCUGCAGUCCUCUGCUGCAGAUGCCUGCUGAGUUCUUCCACCCUGCUGUGUCUGCCAGCCAGAAGGGGCAGGAACCGGGCAUGAGUGCGGGGACCCUGCCCAAGAUUGCACUUCAGGGGUCCUGGGCAUCCCUGAGGUCACCGAGUGUCAACUGCACCCUCUUGCGCCAGGCGACUGUGAGUGACACGUCAUUGGAUGCCAGCCCUAGCAGCUCAGCGGGCAGCCUGCAGACCACACUGGAGGACAGUCUGACCCUGAGUGACAGUCCCCGGCGUGCCCUGGGGCCACCGCUCCAGGUGCCAGGGCCACGGGCUAGCCUGUCACCGGCCACCCGGCGCCGCCUCAGCCUGCGGGGGCGUGGCCUGUUUAGUCUGCGUGGGCUGCGGGCCCAUCAGCGCAGCCACAGCAGCGGUGGCUCCACCAGCCCUGGCUGCACUCACCACGACUCCAUGGACCCCUCUGAUGAGGAGGGCCGCGGGGGCGCAGGUGGCGGGGGUGCGGGCAGUGAGCACUCCGAGACCCUCAGCAGCCUGUCGCUCACAUCUCUCUUCUGCCUACCACCCACUCUGCCACCACCCGGCCUCACCCCAGCCAGGAAGUUCAGCAGUACCAGCAGCCUGGCCGCUGGACCUGGCCGUCCUGGCACUACUGUCUCCGCCCGUGGCCUGGCCAGGAGUCCCUCAUGGGCUGCAGACCGCAGCAAGGACCCACCAGGCCAGGCUCAGCUGGCCUCAGGCUUGGGCUCCUCAGCACCCGAGCCUCGGCCACCUCCCGGGGAGUCAACUGAUGCUGCGAGCAAAAGGAAGAGAUGA
Messenger RNA from Grammomys surdaster, 6582 nucleotides. RefSeq names its product calcium voltage-gated channel subunit alpha1 I (gene Cacna1i). Gene Ontology annotation, molecular function: voltage-gated sodium channel activity; low voltage-gated calcium channel activity. The coding region runs from base 1 to 6582 and encodes 2193 amino acids. The record is from RefSeq and is a predicted model, not a curated record. Gene Ontology annotation, biological process: calcium ion transmembrane transport; membrane depolarization during action potential; positive regulation of calcium ion-dependent exocytosis. The transcript has 36 exons. Lineage: Eukaryota; Metazoa; Chordata; Mammalia; Rodentia; Muridae. Gene Ontology annotation, cellular component: neuron projection; plasma membrane; voltage-gated calcium channel complex.